AACUCAACCAAGGUGGUCGCUUAACCUGCACAGCCAUAUAUAAUGGCUGAAGUGUGAGCGAAGACAAACUAAAGCAGAAAAUGAUCUCCAAAACCCACAAAUCUUUAAUUACUGUACGAAACUUGUUGCAGCCAAAAACUCCGUUGGAACCCAACAACAACCGUAAUCAUCUUUACCAUUUUCUUCUCCAGUGUCGAUCCAUUGUUAAGGUCAGGCUUAAAUGGGUGAAGAACCGUAGCCUCGACCACAUAAUUGAUAGAGAGACCGAUCUUAAGGCGGCUUGUCUCUUAAAGGACGCAAUCAAGCGCUCUCCCACUGGCUUUCUCACUGCUAAGUCUGUUGCUGAUUGGCAUAAGCUUCUUGGCCUUACUGUGCCUGUUCUUCGCUUCUUGCGCAGGUACCCAACUCUUUUUAGUGAAUUUCCUCAUGCCCGUUAUGCGAAUUUGCCCUGUUUCCGUUUAACGGACACUGCACUCUUGCUGGAUUCACAGGAGCAGAGCAUACACCAAAAUUAUGAGAGUGAUACUGUGGAGAGACUUUGUAGAGUGCUUAUGAUGAUGAAAAGUAGGACAGUACCACUUCAAUCACUAUAUCCUUUGAAGUGGGACCUCGGUUUGCCUGAUAAUUUUGAGAAAAUAUUGAUUCCAAAAUACCCUGAUCAUUUUCAAUUUUUUAAGGCAUCAAAUGGUUUUGGGUGCUUACGGCUUGUGCAAUGGCGGGAUGAAUUCGCAGUUUCUGCAUUGCAGCGUAGUAAUGAGAGCAAAGAAAUGGGUAAUGAGUAUCAGAAGUUCAAGAAAGGGCAGACUACUUUGGCUUUCCCAAUGAGUUUCCCAAGGGGGUAUGGAGCGCAAAAGAAGGUGAGAGCAUGGAUGGAGGAAUUUCAGAAGUUACCCUAUAUUUCGCCAUAUGAGGACUCGAGACAGAUUGAUCCAAAUAGUGAACUCAUGGAGAAGCGAGUUGUUGGGGUUUUGCAUGAGCUUCUGAGCCUGACAAUUCAUAAGAAGACCAAGAGGAACUAUUUGAGGAGCUUGAGAGAGGAGAUGAUUCUUCCACAUAAAUUUACUCGACUAUUUACAAGGUAUCCAGGGAUUUUCUACCUCUCAUUGAAGUGUAAGACAACCACAGUUGCUCUUAGAGAAGGUUACCAGCGGGGAAAACUAGUGAAUCCACAUCCUCUUGCUCGUCUCAGAGAUAAGUUUCAUUAUGUGAUGAGAACUGGACUUCUUUACCGGAAUAAGGGUGCUAAUAUGAUACCUGAAGAUAUUUUGUUGAAUGAUGCUGAGGAUGAGAUUGGAACAGAUGAAUCUGAGGAGGAAGAGGGUGAAACAGAUGAUGCCUGCUAUGAGGUAACCUCUGAGAUCGACGAUACAUCUGAUGAAGGUUAGAUUUUUGUCCAACAGAAUCGACAGUCUUACUGUAUAAUCAGAACUGAAAUGAACAUCUGAUACUGAGGUAAGUCACGGGGUGGGUUCGAUCCACAUACGAAGUCAAUUAAUGUGUGGAUGGUUAUAAGGCACCGGGAAAUCAUCUGAAUGGUACUGGAAAUCUAGAAGAGAACCGCCACCGCCAUAACAAUCAAAAUUUCAGAGAAGCAAUAAAUCAUAUUUCUUUGUGAAGGUGAAUACCAUGUAUUGAAGUAUCAUAUGGACGAGUGCCACUAGCUGCUGAGUCCCGCAUUCGUGAUAUCAUUAUUAAAUUUAAUUUUGACUGAAGAACCAAUUGGUGAUUCUGAAGUCGCAUUCAAACAAUUUGAGGCAAUCCUGUUAUCUUUCUGAGUCUUCUUCUUCUUCUUCUUCUUCUUCUUCUUCUUCUUCUUUACCUGCUUGUUCAAUUAUAAUCUGAAAGUUAAAUUAUAGCAUCUUUUAUCCUUAU
Molecule: messenger RNA, 1872 nt
Organism: Jatropha curcas
Lineage: Eukaryota; Viridiplantae; Streptophyta; Magnoliopsida; Malpighiales; Euphorbiaceae
Product: Ubiquitin carboxyl-terminal hydrolase family protein
Molecular function (GO): RNA binding
Source: RefSeq, a predicted model, not a curated record